AUGCCGCCAAAGGUCGGCGUCGGCAUCGGCGUGCUCGUCAUCGACGGCGGGCGUCUGCUCCUCGGGCUCCGCCGCGGCUCGCACGGCUCCGGCACCUGGGCGCUGCCGGGCGGCUGGCUUGAGGAGGGCGAGGCCUUUGAGGCGUGCGCGCUGCGCGAGCUGGAGGAGGAGACCGGGCUCGGCGCGGCCCAGGUGUUCGCGUCCGGCGCGGCGGUGAUCCCGGUCGUCUCCAACAACGUCAUCGACGGCAAGGUGCACUCGGUGACGGUGUUUGUGCGAGUGCCGCUCGGCGCGGCGCCCGACAGCGCCGGCGGGGCCGCCGCCGAGCCUCGGGUGAUGGAGCCCGACAAGUGCGUGGAGUGGCGGUGGUGCGACCUGGCGCAGCCCCUCCCGGCGCCGCUCUUCCCGCCGCUCGCCUUCCUCGCCGACUCCGCCUACUGGAGAGACACCGUUCUGCCGACGGCGCUGCCCGCGGGUCGGGUGGCCUCGACGACCCCUGGCGCGGCGCCCUCCGGCGUCGGCGGCGCCUCGACCGACGACCCGCGCGACACGGUGCUGCUCACGCCGCUGCCCCUCCCGUGCGGCUCCCUCGUCCCGCGCGUCGUCUGCCCGACCGCCGGCGCCGUCGCGACCUUCACUGGCACUACGCGAGAGACGUUCGAGGGGAGGGCGGUGGUGAGGCUCGAGUACGAGGCGUACGAGGCGAUGGCGCGCAAGGAGAUGCUCGCCCUCUGCGCCGCGGUGCGCGCGCGCUGGCCCGUCCGCCACAUCGCGAUCGCCCACCGCACCGGCACCGUCCCCGUCACCGAGGCGUCGGUCGAGAUUGCAAUCUCGUCGGCGCAUCGCGCGGAGGCGCUGGCGGCGUGCGCCUUCGCCAUCGACGAGCUCAAGGCGCAGGUGCCCAUCUGGAAGAAGGAGGUGUACGAGGACGAGCAGGCCGUCUGGAAGGCCAACCGAGAGGCGGCGCACGCGGCCGUCAAGGCGGGCAACACCAUCCUGCACUACGGCGGCCGCGAGCCCAUCAUCUGCAAGCAGGCCGGGGUGCCCUGCGUCGACGUGCUGCACAUCCUCCGCUACGCCUUUGGCGCUGAGGGCAACGGCUCCUACCGCAACACCAAGGUCAAGUGGAGUUGGGCCGCGCCCUUCAUCUCGUGGCUCUUCGGGCGGCACUACACGCACGACGCGCCCGGCGACUGCGAGAACGUCGGCCGCUUUCUCUUCGCCCUGCUGGCGGGCCUCGUGCGGCACCAUGGCGUGUAG
Molecule: messenger RNA, 1260 nt
Organism: Emiliania huxleyi CCMP1516
Lineage: Eukaryota; Haptophyta; Isochrysidales; Noelaerhabdaceae
Exons: 2
Coding region: 1-1260 (419 amino acids)
Biological process (GO): Mo-molybdopterin cofactor biosynthetic process
Cellular component (GO): cytosol
Molecular function (GO): hydrolase activity; molybdopterin synthase activity
Source: RefSeq, a predicted model, not a curated record